Messenger RNA from Sclerotinia trifoliorum, 1878 nucleotides. Lineage: Eukaryota; Fungi; Ascomycota; Leotiomycetes; Helotiales; Sclerotiniaceae. The record is from the annotation of a GenBank genome assembly.
UAAAUAUCAUUGUUGUUGAUUCAAUUUGAUCUGCUCUGAUCUGCUUUGCUCUUUAACUGUUAUACAUGAAUAAUUGAAAAUACAAGAAAUACCAUAAUGUCUGUCGAAACUAUUACUACCAUUUCCCCCAUCACCAACAAGCCUGUCUUGACCAGGAAUGGAAUCUCUGCGGAACAGUUACGGCAGUUACCCAUCACUGCCACCGAAGCAUUCUUGAAGUUUCGAAAGACUUCAUUGAAAGAACGACAAGACAUUGUAAAGAAGGCUCUCAAGCUCUUGAACGACAAGCAAGAUGAACUGGCGAAAGAGUUAACAGAGCAGAUGGGCCGUCCCAUUGCCUAUACUGCGAAAGAAGUUGCUACAGCUGUGAAGAGAGGAGAAUACCUUUUGAAGAUUAGUGAAGAUGCAUUGAAGGACACCGACGGCGAAGCAGAGAAAGGAUUCAAGAGAUUCAUUCGUAAGGUGCCUGUUGGACCGUGUCUCAUCCUUUUCGCAUGGAACGUAAGAAUUGUCUUCCGGGCGUUGGUUCUCUAGCUAACAUCACCAUUUUUAGUAUCCCUAUCUUAUUCUCGUGAACUCCCUGAUACCUGCUCUCCUUGCAGGUAACUCGGUCAUCCUAAAGCCAUCUCCGCAGACGCCCACCAUUGUUGAACAUAUUGCCACUAUAUUUUCCGAAGCCGGCCUCCCAGAUAAUGUUAUCCAGUACUUCCACUGCGGUUCCCCUCUCAUUAUCGAAUCUAUUGUUAGAGAUCCAAAAGUAUCUCUAGUGUGCUUCACCGGAUCUGUAGCUGGUGGUUUGGCUACAGCUAAGGCUGCAGCAGACAGAAUCGUGAAUGUUGGUCUUGAGCUUGGUGGCAAGGAUCCCGCAUACGUAAGAGGAGAUGUCGAUGUAGCCUGGGCGGCCGAGGAGAUCGUCGAUGGAGCUGUUUUUAACUCGGGCCAAAGUUGUUGCAGUUUAGAAAGAAUCUACGUCGAUGAGAAGAUCCAUGAUGAGUUCAUUGAGGCGUUGCAGAAUGUCUUGAAGAACUACAAAUUGGGUGAUCCUUUCAAUAAGGAGACGGUAAGUACCUCACACACACUUUUCGCUGGCUCAAUACUUACUACUUGCUUAUGCAGCACGUCGGCCCCGUCGUCUCAAAAAGGUCAAAGGAAACGAUCGAGGCUCACAUUAAGGAUGCAUUAGAUAAAGGUGCCAAGGAUCUCACUCCCGAUAACGAGACUUUCAAAGCCCCUCCAGAAGGCAACUACGUUAAGCCAACGUUGCUUGGUAAUGUUGAUCAUAGCAUGACUGUGAUGACUGAAGAGACUUUUGGUCCCGUCAUUCCGGUGAUGAAAGUGAAGAGUGAUGACGAAGCUAUAAAACUCAUGAACGACAGUGAAUUUGGCUUGACCGCCUCGAUAUGGACGAAAGACACGGCCAAAGCAGCCGAAUUAGCUGAAGAUGUAGAGGCUGGAACUGUCUUUGUGAACAGAUGCGAUUUUCCAAGCCCUGUAAGUCACUUUGCCCCUAGAUGUACAUGGACAUGAACAUGGCUCACAAGUAUUGAUAGGACCUUGCAUGGACUGGAUGGAAAAAUUCCGGAAGGGGCGUCACUCUAAGUAAAUUUGGCUUCGAACAAUUCGUCAAGCUGAAGAGCUACCACUUGAAGGAUUACCCUAAAUGAGGGUUUUGAGUAUUACUUCUACACUUGUGUGCUUGUGAUACUGAAGUCUCGAACGACUUUGAGCCUUUUCACACCAGAUAUCAGAGCCACAAAUCGAUAAGCUCAAGUCGAAAGCGAGCAUUUGAGUAGAAAUAAGCGACGGAAGGAUUUAUAUAGACGAAUGACGAAUAUACCUUGUCGUUUUCCGUGGUGCUGAAAGUUCUUUGAUGUUCAA